GCACUCAGAGGCAAAAAAACGGUAACGACAACAACAACAACAACAAAAGAGCCUGUUCCUGUGGCGUUUUUCCUUCCCCAUCACCCUACACCAGAGGUGGCUACUUUUCGAGACGGGUGGCGGAGCGGUCUCCUGUUUGUGACAUCAGUUUGCAAAGCCAUUUAGGGACUGUCCACAAAGUGAAGGGUCUGAGGAAAUUCGGGAUUCCUGUCCUAUCAUGAGAAGAGUGGACCCGCACCCCAGUGCUCCAGUGACGUCCCUCGGGCGUAACACACCCUGUGGGGGUCGGCCCGCCCAGCUUCCCCAACAAACAUCCUAAUUGUCCGGGGCCCCCCAAACUCCAGCGUGGGCCACGGCACGCUUACGACAGCGGCAGAGAAGCCGUCCCCCAUGCCGGGGCGCUGAGAAAGCAGGACGGGCGGUGUUCGUACUCCUGUUUAUUUUUGUGAAGAGGCAAAUCAUGCGCUUUGCAAUGAAAUCCCGAAGGGGACCUCAUGUCCCCGUGGGACACAACGCCCCCAAGUUACGAGAAGAAAAAUCUGCUGGGGCUCUGGCAGCCCUUUUAAGUGAGAGAGAUGGACGUGGACUUAACAGUGGUUGCUUCGGGGACUUGAGAGAGGAGAUUGACAUUCGGCUGUCCAGGGUUCAAGACAUCAAGUAUGAACCUCAGCUCCUUGCAGACGGCGAUGCGAGACUGCUCCAGCUGGAAGCCCAGGGAAAUCAGAGCUGCUACAACUACCUGUACAGGAUGAAAGCCCUGGACGCCGUCCGCGCCUCCGAGAUCCCGUUUCAUGCUGAAGGCAGGCAUCCCCGUUCCUUAAUGGGCAAGAAUUUCCGCUCCUACCUGCUAGAUCUCCGGAACACUAGUACUCCUUUUAAGGGUGUGCGCAAGGCCCUCAUCGACACCCUGCUGGAUGGCUAUGAGACAGCCCGCUAUGGGACGGGGGUCUUUGGGCAGAGUGAGUACCUGCGCUACCAGGAGGCCCUGAGUGAGCUGGCCGCCGUAGUCAAAGCACGAAGCGGGAGCUCUCAGAGACAGCACCAGUCAGCCGCCAAAGACCUAACCCAGUCUCCUGAAGUCUCCCCGACAACCAUCCAGGUGACCUACCUCCCUUCCAGUCAGAAGAGUAAACGUGCCAAGCACUUUCUUGAACUGAAGAGCUUUAAGGACAACUAUAACACACUGGAAAGUACUCUGUGACGGGCUGACGGACACUGCUCCUGCUGCUGGUGGCCUCAGGUCAUCUGGCCAGUGGGCGCCGGUCAGCCGAAGUCCCACUUCGUCCAGAGCUCGUAGGGUUCACGCCUAGAGGAUCAUUCUCCAACCUGUUCUUACGGCCAGUUUCAGAGAAUUGGUUAGGACUUGAUUUUCCCUUGGUAGCACUUUUUUCUGGAGUUGAAUUCAGAUGUUUUAAUGUUUCCAUCAUGGCUUCCUUAAAAAUCCUCACUUGGUUUUGA
Felis catus (domestic cat) is the source of this 1458-nucleotide messenger RNA. It is a transcript of the gene LTAP1, whose product is annotated as chromosome F1 C1orf43 homolog. The record is from RefSeq and is a predicted model, not a curated record. Bases 461 to 1201 code for a protein of 246 amino acids. Gene Ontology annotation, biological process: phagocytosis. NCBI's taxonomy places the organism in Eukaryota, Metazoa, Chordata, Mammalia, Carnivora, Felidae. The transcript has 8 exons.